GAGAUGCAGACUCCCCGCCGCCUGGGACCCCUGUGGCGAGGCCGCCGCGUCUUUGCUGAACACGCUUCUUGAGCUUUUGGUCCGCUGACCAGCAGUCGGACGCGCACAUAUUGCGCGCCCGCUUAGUGCCUCCGGAGUGCUCCGAGCGCCGCAGGUGCCCCUCCGUGCCUUCUCCGACCGCCGUGCUGCGCGGACACCAGCCUUUAAGCCAGCAUGGAUGAAGCUUUGCCAGGCUGCGCACCUGAAAAUGGAGACAGCCUUGUCAAAGUGAAGGAGGAGGACCCCACCUGGGAGCAUAUGUGGGGCUUAUGGGAGAGCAGCCGCCAGGCUCAGGAGCUUUGCCGCCUGCGAUUCCGGCAGUUCUGCUACCAGGAGGUAACUGGGCCCCGAGAGGCUCUGGCCCAACUCCAGGAGCUCUGCCGUCAGUGGCUGCAGCCAGAGACGCACAGCAAGGAGCAGAUCGUGGAGCUGCUGGUGCUGGAGCAGUUCCUGACCAUCCUGCCCGAGGAGCUGCAGGCCCGGGUGCGGGAGAAGCCCCCGGAGAGCGGGGAGCAGGCGGUGGCUGUGCUGGAGGAUCUACAGAAAGACACAGGAGACCCAGGACAGCAGGCUUCUGUCUAUACUCAGGGACAGGACAUGUACCCACUGGUGAGAGAAUAUCAAGGAGCCUCUUUGGAGUGUCAGAGCCUCCAGCUCCUUCCCAGGGUAACCACCUUGAAGUGUGAACCUCCAGAGCUCUGCCAAGGGAACCCCCAAGAAGUGAGUGCUGAAGAAGUUGUAACUAAAGAUGGAUUAUUUAAUGCAAAGAAAGAAACUUCUCAAGAAGUGGAGCACGGUGCUGAGGCCCCAGGAAUACCCGACAGAGAUUGUGUGCCCCAGCCACCUUGUACUUCUGUCCGUACGGAAAGGACAGCUGCACAUUUGAACACUCUGAAGGACCGUCACCCAGGUGACUUGUGGGCCCGAAUGCACAUCUCAUCCUUGGAAUAUGCUGCUGGAGACAUGACCCGAAAAGGGAGAAAAAAGGACAAAGCUCGAGUGAGUGAACUGCUACAAGGCCUUGCAUUUUCUGGUGACUCAGAUGUGGAAGAAGAUAACAAGCUUGAGGCCCACCAUGCUCAAAAAAAGCUAAAGAUGUCAAAUGUGCCAGAGAAGAAUUGGACCAAAAGAGACAUUAAACCCAACUUCCCAAGCUGGUCGGCACUGGAUUCUGGACUUUUGAAUCUCAAGAGUGAGAAGCUGAACCCAGUAGAGCUCUUUGAGUUAUUUUUUGAUGAUGAAAUAUUCAACAUGAUUGUCAAUGAAACCAAUAAUUACGCAUCUCAGAAAAAUGUCAAUUUGGAAGUCACAAUUCAGGAAAUAAGGUGUGUGUUUGGUAUCUUGCUUUUGAGUGGAUUUGUGAGGCGUCCCAGAAGGGGAAUGUAUUGGGAAAUCUCUGAUGCUGAUCAGAACCUGGUUAGAGAUGCAAUUAGAAGGGACAGAUUUGAAUUGAUUUUCUCAUACUUACAUUUUGCAGAUAAUAGCCACCUAGAUCAAAAAGAUAAGUUUACAAAAUUGAGGCCUCUCAUAAAGCAAAUGAAUAGAAAUUUCCUCCUGUAUGCUCCCCUGGAAGAAUACUAUUAUUUUGAUAAGACAAUGUGUGAAUGCUUUGACAGUGACCAAUUCUUGAAUGGGAAACCUAUUAGAAUUGGCUAUAAAAUUUGGUGUGGCACAACCACACAGGGUUAUCUGGUGUGGUUUGAGCCCUAUCAAGAAGAAUCAACAGUGAUGGUGGAUAAGGAUCUAGAUCUUGGUUUAGGUGGAAAUCUAGUGAUGCAUUUUGCUGAUGUUCUUUUAGAGAGAGGCCAAUAUCCCUAUCACCUGUGUUUUGAUAGCUUCUUUACAAGUGUAAAAUUGGUGUCAGCCUUGAAGAAAAAAGGAGUGAGGGCAACAGGAACAAUUCGUGAGAACAGGACUGAUAAAUGUCCCCUCAUGAAUGCAGAACAUAUGAGAAAAAUGAAGAAGGGCUAUUUUGAUUUCCGAGUCGAAGAAAAUGAGGAGAUAAUUUUGUGUCGUUGGCAUGGUGAUGACAUUAUCAGUCUAUGCUCCAAUGCUGUGGGCAUAGAACCAGCCAGUGAGCUAAGUUGUUCUGCCGAUGAGGAGGACAUCCAUCAGAUAGCUCAACCAUCUAUAGUGAAAUUGUAUGAUGAGUGCAGGGAAGGUGUAGCUAAAAUGGAUCAAAUCAUUUCCAAAUACAGGGUGAGAAUAAGAAGCAAGAAAUGGUAUUCCAUUUUGGUAAGCUACAUAAUUGAUGUAGCUAUGAACAAUGCAUGGCAGCUACACAGAGCCUGUAACCCAGGAACCUCUCUAGACCUGUUGGAUUUUCGGAGAUAUGUUGCACAUUUCUACUUGGAGCACAAUGCUAAUCUGUCAGAUUAAGGCAGAUAAAAUGAACACAAUGCCAAUAUUAACAAGACAAAAAAAUUACAGGUACAAAUCAGAUCGUACCCUUCCAAAGCAAACCUGAUGUAUGUAAUGGAAUUUUAAGUAAUAUUUUUACUAUGUAGAAUUUCAAAGACUAUUAUAACAAGUAAUUUUUAAAAUUAUCUGUAAAAAUGUUGAACUUGAGUGCCACCUUUUUCUAUGACUAAUUUUUGGUGUGAGACGUGAGAAAUCAUUUGUUAAAUUGAUUAAUUUGUGCCCCGAA
Neomonachus schauinslandi (Hawaiian monk seal) is the source of this 2686-nucleotide messenger RNA. It is a transcript of the gene PGBD1, whose product is annotated as piggyBac transposable element derived 1. The record is from RefSeq and is a predicted model, not a curated record. The coding region runs from base 214 to 2418 and encodes 734 amino acids. The transcript has 5 exons. Gene Ontology annotation, molecular function: sequence-specific DNA binding. Lineage: Eukaryota; Metazoa; Chordata; Mammalia; Carnivora; Phocidae.